AGGUCUGUGGCCACUGGAUCCCAUGGUUUUGAGGCGCCAUGAGACCCGCUGGCUCUUGGAAGCUUUGGUUCUGGGCAGCGAUGCUCCUGCUUCCUGCUUCCGCUUCCGUGGUGAGCAGGGACAAGCCAGAGAAACAAUGUCCUAUACUGAGGAAAGAGGGACACCAGUUUACAACAGACUACACAGAUAAAGUUGAAGUUUCAGGUUUUGACCUAGGAGAGCGCUUUUCUCUGAGACGUGUGUUUUGUGAAGGUGAUAAAACUUGUAUCAAAUUGGGAAGUUCACGUCUUAUUAGAGACACCAUUAAGGUGUUUCCCAAAGGCCUUCCUGAGGAGUUCGCCAUAGCAGCCGUGUUUCGGGUACGAAGAAGCACCAAAAAGGAACGGUGGUUUCUGUGGCAGGUUUUAAACCAGCAGAAUAUGCCACAGGUUUCUAUAGUAGUUGAUGGUGGAAAGAAGAUGGUGGAAUUUAUGUUCCAAGCUGUGGAGGGAGAUGUGUUGAACUACGUUUUUAAAAAUCGAGAACUCCGUCCUUUGUUUGAUCGUCAGUGGCAUAAACUUGGCUUCAGUAUACAAUCCCGGGCCAUUUCGGUCUAUACGGACUGUAACUUAGUUGCAAGCCGGCAUAUUGAUGGAAAGGGCACUGUGGACUUCCACGGAAGGACUGUUAUUGCAACCCGAGCUUCAGAUGGCAGGCCUGUGGACGUUGAAAUUCACCAACUUCAAAUCUACUGUAACUCGAACUUCGUAGCUCAAGAAACGUGUUGUGAGAUAUCAGCCCCUAAGUGCCCAGAGCAGCAUAGCUUUGGAAGUACUGAAGCAUCAUUGGUACCCGCUCAUGCCAGUAGAAUGUCUGCAUUUCUGCCAGCAAAGCAGGAACUUACAGACCAGUGCCAGUGCAUUCCAAACAAGGGAGAAGCAGGAUUACUGGGAGUUCCAGGCUCACCUGGACAGAAGGGGGACAAAGGAGAGCAGGGUGCAGUUGGUCUUAAAGGUGAAUUGGGUGCUCCUGGAAUUCCUGGGGAAAAGGGCGAAAAUGGUUUACAUGGAGCUCCAGGCUUACCUGGUCAAAAGGGUGCACAAGGAGAAAAAGGAGAUCCAGGUUUGGCCGGAGUUAAUGGGCAAGAUGGUUUGAAAGGUGACGUGGGUCCGCAUGGUCCACCUGGCCCAAAAGGAGAAAAGGGAGAUCUGGGACCUCCAGGACCGCCAGCCUUAACUGGCUCCCUGGGGAUCCAAGGCCCCCAAGGUCCACCUGGGAAAGAGGGUCAGAGGGGAAGACGAGGAAAACCAGGUCCUCCAGGAAAACCAGGGCCUCCAGGACCACCUGGACCUCCUGGAAUACAAGGAAUGCAACAGCCUCUUGAUGGAUAUUAUCACAAGGGAAACCUUGGUGAGCAUGGAGCUGGUGGCCCAAAAGGAGAGAAGGGUGAAAUUGGACCACCAGGAUUUCCAGGCUCUAUUGGCCCUAAAGGUGAAAAAGGAGAAUCUGGUGAACCCUUUACAAAAGGUGAAAAGGGAGAUAGAGGAGAACCUGGAAUAAGAGGAUCACAGGGAAUAAAGGGCGAGCCUGGAGAUCCUAGCCCCCCUGGUGUAAUAGGAAGCUCAGGACUAAAGGGUCAGCAAGGACCCGCAGGCCCUAUGGGACCCAGAGGACCACCAGGAGAUACUGGAUUGCCAGGAGAACACGGUAUCCCAGGAAAACAAGGCAUUAAGGGAGAAAAGGGAGACCCAGGUGGGAUUAUAGGCCCUCCUGGACUUCCAGGUCCAAAAGGUGAGGCUGGUCCUCCAGGAAAAAGCCUGCCAGGGGAACCAGGAUUAGAUGGAAAUCCUGGAGCACCUGGUCCGCGAGGGCCAAAGGGAGAAAGAGGACUGCCAGGUAUCCACGGCUCCCCAGGUGACAUAGGCCCCCCAGGGAUAGGAAUUCCUGGCCGAACUGGCUCCCAAGGCCCAGCUGGAGAGCCAGGGAUUCAGGGUCCUCGAGGUCUCCCUGGGUUGCCAGGAGCUCCAGGGACCCCAGGGAAUGAUGGAGCUCCUGGGAGGGAUGGAAAGCCAGGUCUGCCAGGCCCCCCAGGUGACCCGAUUGCACUUCCUCUCUUGGGAGACAUUGGGGCCUUGUUCAAGAACUUCUGUGGCAACUGCCAAGCCAGUGUCCCUGGGCUGAAAAGCAACAAAGGAGAAGAAGCAGGUGCCGGUGAGCCCGGACAGUUUGAUUCUGUAGCCCAGAAGGGCGAUGUAGGGCCACGAGGUCCUCCAGGAGUCCCAGGCAGAGAGGGACCAAAGGGGAGCAAAGGAGAGCGAGGCUACCCCGGGAUACGUGGGGAGAAAGGCAAUGAGGUAAAAGGCUCUUCUCUGAUCAUGCAGCCCUACUGUUGA
Molecule: messenger RNA, 2372 nt
Organism: Globicephala melas (long-finned pilot whale)
Lineage: Eukaryota; Metazoa; Chordata; Mammalia; Artiodactyla; Delphinidae
Product: collagen alpha-1(XIX) chain
Biological process (GO): extracellular matrix organization
Molecular function (GO): extracellular matrix structural constituent conferring tensile strength
Source: RefSeq, a predicted model, not a curated record